AUGUCGAAUUUUCUAAAUCCCACAUCUAGUCUUUGCCCCACCAACGGUCGUCAAGCCGUUGGGGAUGGGGCUGUUUCCUUUGACAACGGGUCGGAUGUGCUAGCGGUUUGCCAUCUUCAGGGCAUGGACGAUAUGUACUACUACUCUACUACGUUCUCGGGAGGGCCUGGGUCUCCCACAAACUCGCCCGUUGUCAGAAGCAGCUCGAUUCCCAUUCAGUCUGGACCACGACCCAUCCCUCGCAGGAUUGAUACCCAAAUCGCCACCCCUCCCCUCACCCCCGAUGUAGGCAGUGACUGCAGCAGUGCCUCCAGCAACAGCUCUAUCAACGAGCACGACGCUUUGGACUUUUUGAUGACUUUGUUCCCUCAGCAUGGCCUCAAGGCUUUGCCGUACGCUAAGCGAGUCUCAAUUUCCGCCCCGAACCUUGGGGCAGAGUUUGAAGGUGUCGUCCUGGAGCUCCCAGGCCAACCCAAGACCCUAUACGUUGAUGGCAAGCGCGCGGCCGCUGUCAACCUCCGUGAAAGCAUCGUCGCCUUACUCGAUCUGGCUGACGAAAGUCUUGCCUGCAACGCUCUUGUCAUUUCCCUCGAACGCUCAUCCCCCAAUCUUAGCAGCCUCCUCCACUCCUUGAUGUAUGUCGGAGGAACCGUCGUAACCAAACCUCCCUUCAAGGUGGAUCCUGCGUUCGUCCUCGUCGGUCUCGAGAUUUGA
Coprinopsis cinerea okayama7#130 is the source of this 714-nucleotide messenger RNA. RefSeq lists its product as hypothetical. NCBI's taxonomy places the organism in Eukaryota, Fungi, Basidiomycota, Agaricomycetes, Agaricales, Psathyrellaceae. The transcript is spliced from 4 exons. The record is from RefSeq and is a predicted model, not a curated record. The coding region runs from base 1 to 714 and encodes 237 amino acids. Gene Ontology annotation, molecular function: ornithine decarboxylase inhibitor activity. Gene Ontology annotation, biological process: positive regulation of protein catabolic process. Gene Ontology annotation, cellular component: nucleus; cytoplasm.